CAACUCAUUGAAUGAAAGCUGAGCAAAGCUGUGCGGUGGCUGCCUGGUGGCACCGGCCCGUGCAUGAGGAAGCCAAUCGGGGCCAUUCAUCGCUAUUCAGGGGAGCGACUCAGCCCUGCUUCUGUUUACAUUUAGUUUCCCCUCACACUGUGCGCGCCACACUCCACCUUUCCUCUGGUUAGGGCUUAUCCCCAGCUUGCUGAUUCAGGGCACCUCGAGAGCGCAUUCUCUGAGCCUCGCCCUUCGCUAGCUCUCAAGCCUUCAACCUCUACACCGGACAACCGCGGAAUGUACAUCGCAUGAGCGCUCAGUUCCUUGCUUACGUGCUGGUUCUCGAGGCUGUGCGGGCCAACUCGUUCGGGUUCGUCGCGUCUUCGUCAGCUGCUUCCGCUUCGGCAAGCUACGAAGAAUGUCGAACGUCGCCGUCGAGCAUCCUCGGGCGUUCCCGACCACGGUCGGCUUCCGCGUCAUGGGCGGCUUCGAGCUGCCUGCUGCUCAGCUCGCCCCGCCCUCGACGCCGGAAGUGGGCUACCUGGGCGCCAGCGCAGGCGCCAGCAGCAGCCCUCACAGCGCUGUGCUGACGCCGCCGCAGCAGCCCCCCAAGCUGUCUUCGGUGCCUCCGCUGUCGGCGGAGCGCGCCUAUGGCACGCCCACGGGUUCGCUGCUGCAGCGUGCGCCGGUGGCCCUCAGCAGCAGCUUAGUCUCGAGCGCGCCCCACAAGCCCGCGGGCGUGGCUGACCUCGUCACGUCCCUGUCGGCCGGCAACCCGGAAAGCCCGAGUGCCGUCGGCUGGCAGGGCCUGCUGGAGUUCAGCGAGACCAGCGGCUGCAGCGGCGUGCUGGGUCCGAAGACUACGUCGGAGGACCUUGACAGCAUCCUGAACCGCGACUGCAAGAUUGAGAUCUGCUGCACCGCCCACACCUCCCCCGCGGUGCGGCGCCUGGUCAAGUCCGUCAUCCGUGGGCUGCGCGCUUGCCAGGAGCCGGACAAGGCGGCGGACGGCAUGGGCGGCACCUACUUCUUCUCCAACGAGGCGGGCAAGAAGGCCGCCAUUCUCAAGCCCUGCGACGAGGAGCCCCUCGCGCCCAACAACCCCAAGGGCUACGUCGGCCGCCAGCUGGGUGACCCUGGCUGGAAGCCGACCGUUCGCGUGGGCGAGGCCGCCAUCCGUGAGGUGGCUGCCUACCUGCUCGACCACGACGGCUUUGCGCGCGUUCCCACCAGCGUGCUGGUGCGCGCGCGCCACCCCGUCUUCUGCUACCAGGCUUCACGCGCCUCAGGCGCGGGCGCUCCGACGCCCGUCGCCAGCUCUGGUGGCGCGCCGCCGGCCUUCACUGGCCGCGGCGCUAGUUCUAUCAAUCUCGACAGCGGCGCAGGCGGGGCCGCGACCGGCGCCAGCAGCGCCAUCGCGACUCCGGCCUCGCCCGACAACCUGCUGCCUAUGAAGCUGGGCUCGCUGCAGGAGUUCGUGACCCACGAGUGUGACACUAGUGAAAUGGGUCCCGGCCGCUUCAGCGUGCGCGACGUGCACCGCAUCGGCAUCUUUGACCUGCGGCUGUUCAACACCGACCGCCACGCCGGCAACAUGCUGGUGCGCACGCCGCGCACCGCGUCCGCCUCCACCGCCGACCUCAAGUCGCGCAUGACCGCGGACGCCCCGUACGAGCUUAUUCCGAUCGACCACGGCUUCUGCCUGCCGGAGACGCUGGAGGCGCCGUACUUUGAGUGGCUGCACUGGCCGCAGACGAUGCUGCCGUUCAGCGAGGACGAGCUGCAGUACAUUCGCGAGCUGGAUGUGGAGCGCGACAAGGCGAUUCUCCGCCAGGAGCUGCCCAUCCUGCGGCCCGAGUGCCUGCGCGUCCUGGAGGUCUGCACUACGCUGCUGAAGACUUGCGCAGCCGCUGGCCUGACCCUAUUCGAUAUUGCGAGCGUCAUGACCCGCCCCUUCGUCGAUGCCGACGAGGAGCCUAGUGAGCUGGAGCGCAUUUGCCUCCGGGCACGCCAGUGCGUCGAGUACACCGCCCGGUGCGGCAACGGCGAGCUCGAGAGCGUGGAGGAGAGCGACUCGGAGGGCGACGCCGACGGCGAGGCGCCCACCAGCGAGGAGCUGCUGAUGGAGGAGGAGAUUGCCAGCGAGGCGCUGGGCGUGUCCCGCCGCGGCCCCCCGCGCCGCGGCGCCACCAUCUCCAGCAUUAAGGAGGAGGGUGAGGACAUGCUGUUCGAGCUGGAGGAGGACGUGUCCGGCGGCGGCGUGGCUGCCAGCGGUGCCGCCAAGCGCCGCGCUGCCGCUGCCGGCAUGCGCUCCGACGGCCGCGACGCCGAGGAGUCGAGCGGCGAGUACUCGCCCUGCUCCAGCCUGUCCAGCGGCGAUGAGCACCUGGGCAGCAUGAACCAGGCCGGUUCGCUGUCCUCGGGCGCGAUGCCGGUGGGCGGCAGCAACAGCCCCUCGGAGGUGACGCCGGUGCGCGUCAUGCCGGCGGCAGGCGCGGACCGCCCCGUGCCCAUGGCCAGCUCGGUGCACGUGACCGACGGCUUCCUGUGGCGCAAGCUGAAGACGCAGCAGGCCGCCCGCCGCGCCGGCGGCAAGGGCGGCGCGCUGACCUGCCCCAAGCGCAGCCGCAUGGCGCCGCAGGUGUACCCGCCGCCGGUGGCGGCGUUCAGCCCCGACUGCAUGAAGGACUGCUUCUCCGGCAUGAGCGAGGAGCAGUGGCAGCAGUUCAUGGACCUGGUGAACGAGCAGGUCCAGGUCGCCCUGGAGGAGGGCCGCUGGCGCCAGUCCACCAACGACCUGGCCAGCGGCAUGGCGAUGUCCUGCCCCACCCGCUUCUAAGACGCCGCUGGAGGCGCCGCGCUGCCGUGGCUGCGGCCGCGGUGGGAGGGCGCGCUGUAAGGCACGAGCGCGCGUGUGCCCCUGGACUGCUAUGAGUCCCGUGAGUGUGCAUCUACAUUACGCAGCGCACAACGGUUAUUGUUGUCAGGUGGUUGGUUGUAUCGUUGGUAGUCGCAUACACUGUUUUGCGGUGUCAGGUGUGCUGAGGACUGCCCAAGGCAUGCAGCCCGGCUGCGAGCCGCAGCGGGCGCGCAUCCUGGGUCUGGCCUCGGUGCGUAUGGAGUUGCGCUGUGUUGUUUACCUGUGCUUACCCAGACGUGGACGUGGUGCCGCGUAGGCAUGCAAGUAGUACUCGUGCGCCUGCUGCGCCCUAGUGCAAGGCAACACACAACUAACUGACCCAGUAAUUUUCGGCCUCCCGCUGGUCUGCUGCUGCAUGAUGUGCGAGUGUGUACGUAAUACGUCAGACUUCGGUCAGCAACGGAGGAUAUGCAUUGACGCAGCUACUGUGGUGUAGGGGGUAGGAAAGGUUCCGCAUGCGCCCUGCGUGGUCUGCAUAUGGCAUUGGGUGCAGGCCUCGCGCUGUCAUCCAGGUGCACUUCGUGUGCACGAUUGCACAAGCGAGUGGUCGGCGUGGAAUUUAGGAUGCAUAGGCUGAAGAUGGGCGGUAGGAUGGAUAGGAACCUCGCUUAGGUAGGCACACGCUUUAGUACCACUCGACGUGGAUAGACGAUAAGGCAUACAGACGUGGACAUGGCAGAAGGGCGAAGGGCGCCCAGUGCGGCAGCGGCGUCGUACGCGGCGGCCGGGAGCUGGGUGGUGUGGAUGAGGUGGGCGUGGCGGGAGCUGUACAGUGUGGCGUGCAUGGAACGCCCUGGCGGCGGAUGCGGAGUUGACAGGAGGGUUGCAACAUGGGCACGCGCAGGUUGCGGUGAAGGAGCGGCUGUAGAAUAAGGGUGGCGGCGAAGGCGGCCUAGGAUGUGGAGGAGUCCCACCGCGGGCCGGGCAAUGCUCGUUGGAUGCUGACACAAAUCUCGCAACAAAACUACGCAUGGGAGUAGUGCGCGGUGUGCACCUGAGGUUGGAUUUUUGAUUUGCCGGUUGUUUACUCAGUGGGGCCCCGGCAAACAAUUAAAUACGCAGGAAGGCGUGCCCGACCACUCGGGCCGCAACUAGACUUACGCCGCUGUAGGGUCUGUACAAUAGUAUACGUGUGACGGUUGCAGCUGGUACGUUCUGUUUUGAUGUUGGUUGGUGCUGGUGCGGCAAAGCCAGGGUCCUGACUCAUUGGCACGUCAAGUGCUGGGACCAUCCCCCAGCAGUGGCGGUCUGUGUGUGCAGGUACCCAGGAUUGUGCUGCAGCGCGCGCGGAGACACAUCGUCGAGCUGCUUGCCGGAGGAAUCCUUAGGUUUCCAGGCGGUGCAGAGUUCUGCUGGUGGGUCAUACACCCCGCCCAAGUCUUUGAGACGUUGGGUGGGCGAAUUCUUUGGUGGAUGGUCGGUCCGCGGCUGCGUCGCCACACGUAGGUGUACAAGUAACUAAGAAGGAAGGGGUGGUACAAUACCGGAGAAUGACUGAGGAGCGCGCUGCAGCGUGCAGGACUGCUUUCGAGGAAGGUCAAGCAAGAGACCCCAGAAUGUAAUGUUAAGUUGGU
Chlamydomonas reinhardtii is the source of this 4485-nucleotide messenger RNA. RefSeq lists its product as uncharacterized. The transcript is spliced from 6 exons. Bases 410 to 2830 code for a protein of 806 amino acids. Lineage: Eukaryota; Viridiplantae; Chlorophyta; Chlorophyceae; Chlamydomonadales; Chlamydomonadaceae. The record is from RefSeq and is a predicted model, not a curated record.